AUGUGGGAAGUUUUCAAGCAAGUGAAGAUUAACUUGCCCCUCUUGGAUGCUAUCAAGCAAAUCCCUCCCUAUGCGAAAUUUCUCAAAGAUUUGUGCACUCAAAAGCGCACUUCAAAAAAUCAUUUGCCAAAAAAAGUGAGGUUGACUGAAAAUGUUAGUGCUAUCAUUCAGCACAGCACUCCUCCGAAGUAUAAGGAUCCGGGUGCCCCCACAAUCUCUUGCGUCAUUGGUGACCGCAAAAUCGAGAGGGCCCUCCUUGACUUAGGAGCUAGUGUGAAUUUAAUUCCAUAUUCAGUCUUCAAUUAUCUUGCGGUUGGCAAAAUUCCAGCCCAUUGGUCCAAACAAGAGAGGGACCGGUUUUUCUCCCAAGUCAAGCAUUUCUUUUGGGAAGAUCCGGAACUAUUCAAGUAUUGCCCGGACCAAAUCAUCCGGCGAUGUAUUCCUGAAACCGAAUCAUGUGAACGAUGUCAAAAAGUUGGAUCCAUGUCCCGAAGAGACAUGAUGCCCCUCACCAACAUUUUAAUUGUUGAAAUUUUUGAUGUGUGGGGGAUUGACUUCAUGGGACCAUUUCCAUCUUCUUAUGGCUAUGAGUACAUCCUUGUAGCGGUGGAUUAUGUGUCUAAAUGGGUUGAAGCCGAGGCUACCAAAACCGAUGAUCAUAAAGUCGUGAUCCAUUUUAUUCAGUCUCACAUCUUUAGUCGUUUUGGUACGCCCCAAGCAAUCAUUAGUGAUGGCGGAUCUCAUUUCCGAAAUCGUUAUCUAAAAUCCGUCCUUGCUAAGUAUUCCGUCAUUCAUAAGGUUGCUAUACCUUACCACCCUCAAACGAGUGGUCAAGUAGAGAUUUCUAACCGGGAGAUUAAGCACAUUUUGGAAAAAACGCUUAGACCGGACCGCAAAGAUUGGUCAGUAAGGCUAAACGAUGCGCUUUGGGCUUACCAGACAGCUUAUAAGACACCCAUUGGCAUGUCACCAUAUCGACUUGUCUUUGGCAAAGCAUGUCAUCUCCCGGUAGAAUUAGAGCACCGUGCUUAUUGGGCCAUAAAAUGGUUCAAUUUUGAUCUCAAACAAGCCGGCUCUAAUCGUGCGUUGCAAUUAAAUGAACUUGAGGAAUUGCGUAAUGACGCGUAUGAAAGCGCAAAAAUUUACAAGGCAAAGACUAAAGCUUUUCAUGACAAACAUAUCGUCAAAAAGUCUUUUGCCCCGGGACAAAAGGUCUGGCUUUUCAAUUCCCGCUUGAACCUCUUUCCCGGUAAACUCCGGUCAAGAUGGGAUGGUCCAUACAUUGUCACUACCGUCUUUCCUCAUGGAGCAAUCGAACUUCAUGAUCCUGCAAAUGGAUCACUCGGUCCAUCAAACGCCUCCAUUUCAAGUUUGGAAAGCGUCGAUCCCAUCCCGGCCUUUGUAGGCUAUAAUUUGCUGCAAAAGGUAUUCGUAAAAAUUCGUGAGCCAACAAUUUUCACUCCAAUGGCACCCAAAGCAUCUUCAAAGCGUGCUCGCUCAUCCGAGGGGCCUUCUAAUGUGCCUCCCACGGCAAAUUGGGCUGAUUGGCCAAUCGAAACCGAAGCCAAAUUCAACAUUGAAAAUGGUUUCAAAAAUAAUCCAGAGACGUCGGAGAUCAUCAAGACCACCAUUAAUGGCAAGGCUUUCGAAUUUACCCUUGAUGAUCUUGCUGCGGCUUUGGCUUGCCCACAGGCAUUGCCGGUGGAUAAUACGGGCCUGCCCCUAUAUGUUGAAGCUCCAACUCAACUGUCAUUAUUGGACAUUGUGGGGGAGAUUUGCCACAAUCAAUACACUGGGUUCAGGCCCCCGCGCCAUGAGGAGAAAAAAAAAGAUGUGUUUGAUUACACUCUUUGGGUCUGGAAGUCGAGCACUGUCCAGCUUAAGACGUCCCGUCAGGCCCGCAUUGGGGAUGCGUUGGAUUGGGGUGCGCCGGCUCCCCCUGUUCAUGAUGCCCCCGCUGCUCUAGCUGCCCCUGUUGCACCACCUCCGCCUGUCAUGUCCCAAACUCAUUAUUAUAAUCUCAGUGCUCACCUUGAUGCAUUUCACAUGCGCCUCGAAAGUAUAGAGAACAGCAUUAAGGUGACUCAGGAGAGUCAGCAGGUUUUGAAAGACAGGCUCUAG
Molecule: messenger RNA, 2121 nt
Organism: Cornus florida
Lineage: Eukaryota; Viridiplantae; Streptophyta; Magnoliopsida; Cornales; Cornaceae
Exons: 7
Coding region: 1-2121 (706 amino acids)
Biological process (GO): DNA integration
Molecular function (GO): nucleic acid binding
Source: RefSeq, a predicted model, not a curated record